AUGCUGCAGCAACGGCUGGACCUGCUGCAGCGUGAGCAGGAAGGGAGGCGGCAGCACUAUCAGCAGCAGCAGGAGUUCUUUCAGCAGCAGCAGCACGCGUCUGGGCAGUAUCGUCAUCUGCAACAGCACCAUAGUUUGUACUGGGGGAGUUCUGGUCGGUGGUUCCUGCAAUGGCAGCAGCCAGAGCAGCAGCAGGCGACGCCGCAACUGCAAGGGGGUCAACAGUUGGUGCCACCCCAGGGAUCCCAGCCGGGAGCACAAGACGAGAGCCCGUUGCAACAGCAGCGGCAGGACGUGAUGCGGCAGGGCGUGCGCGAACAGCGCGAUAAACAAGCAAAGCGGAAGAGACACGAGGAAGAGGAGGCGGAGGACGGAGAGCAACACGCCAGUGCAUUCUCACCUUAUAAUGAAAAUAUAUGGCUUUCCUCUGGCAUCCCAAGGCACCAGAUACCUCAGCCCAGCACCUCUCAACAGGCAUUGCAUUCUUCUGCUGCUCCAACAGUACUAAGUCCCUGGAUGGCCGAGCACAUGCUCACGCUGGCGAAUCCUGGAUUCCCAUCUGUUCGUCUUGCCGCACCUGCUGUUUCUGCUUUUGCAGAGGCUUCAAGGGAUGAAGCUGCUGUAGCUCGUGAAGCAUGGGAUGCAGCAGCAUGCGCAGCAGCCGCGCUUCAUAAUCGUGUUGCCGGGUCGCCGUCUGCUCCAUCCACGAUAGACAGAGCAGGCACUAGCGUGGAGGUGACGGCCUUUUCUACUUUCCAGGCUGCUGCAUGUGCUGAGUGUGCACGCAGAGCAGCGCCCGCAACAGCAGCGGGUUCUGCCGCACCCGCAUCUGCACCGCAUGCAGCAACUACGGGCAUGCCAGAGAGUCCGGGUGAAGAUUAUGGUUUUCACCCAUUCGUACGUCUGCCAAGGCCAAUAACAUCCCCGGGAUCUCCCCCGAGGAUUGACUUCAAGCGUGCCGUGUCCAGCGUGGCCGGCAUGAGGGAUGGUGUGUCACUUCUGCUGAAGGUUCGUCAGUUGCUUGGGAGAGCAAUGUUGUUUCCUACAGAGUUGAAAGACCUGACUCUUGUGACUACACUCCUGAUGGCGCACCUAAUGCAUCACCAAAAGCAGGACUUGUCAUUGCACCUGAGCGGACACGCACUUGAGCGGUUGGGUCUUCGUUUUCUCAUGUUGGAUGCUGUGGUUUCAUCCAUGAUCGUUCUUGGGCAGACACCAAAUCCAGAAGAUUGGAAGCGUUUCGUAGAUUCCAUUGGCCACGCCGCACCCCUUCCGGUUGAGAGCGGCGUAGGGCGACCGAAUUUAACCAUAGCUGGGGCACGUGAACUAAGUGACGCACUGCAAACACUCAAGACGGGAAGGAGGCCGGACCCCCCAACCAUUGUGAAACUCAAGCGGAUGCUUCUCUGCUCAUCGUCCGCCCCUGCCCGUUUUAAAAGACCGAUCUUCGAUCCCUGGAGAGAGGAUGACGACAGGUUUUCCAGUGGGCUGUAG
This is a messenger RNA of Eimeria acervulina, 1494 nucleotides long. RefSeq lists its product as hypothetical. The record is from RefSeq and is a predicted model, not a curated record. The transcript has a single exon. The coding region runs from base 1 to 1494 and encodes 497 amino acids. Lineage: Eukaryota; Apicomplexa; Conoidasida; Eucoccidiorida; Eimeriidae.